This is a messenger RNA of Arabidopsis arenosa, 853 nucleotides long. NCBI's taxonomy places the organism in Eukaryota, Viridiplantae, Streptophyta, Magnoliopsida, Brassicales, Brassicaceae. The record is from the annotation of a GenBank genome assembly.
GAAAAAGACUCUCUUUUUCUUCUUCCUGCAAUUACGAUAAUGGCAAUCGAGGAUCAAGAGAACACAAUCCGUGAAAUCAAGCCUAAGAACAGAAGAAUCAUGGGAGCUGGUGGACCGGAGGAAGAAGAGAACCGGUGGCCGCCGUGGCUGAAACCUUUGCUUAAAGAGCAGUUCUUUGUUCAUUGCAAGUUUCAUGGAGACUCUCAUAAGAGUGAAUGCAAUAUGUAUUGCUUAGACUGCACCAAUGGCCCGCUUUGCUCUCUUUGUCUUGCUCAUCACAAGGAUCAUCGCACCAUUCAGAUAAGGAGAUCUUCUUAUCAUGAUGUUAUAAGGGUGAAUGAGAUACAAAAGUAUCUUGAUAUAGCUGGGAUCCAAACAUAUGUGAUCAAUAGUGCUAAAGUCGUCUUCUUGAAUGAGAGGCCUCAGCCUAGGCCCGGGAAAGGUGUAACCAAUACCUGCAAGGUUUGCUAUCGUAGCCUCGUCGAUGAUAGCUUCCGCUUCUGCUCUCUUGGCUGCAAGAUUGCUGGAACAUCAAGAGGCUUCGAAAAGGGUAGGGAGAACCUUUUGAUGGAAACAGAGGAUUCAAGUAGCAGCAUUGCAAUUGGGAAGAACAUAACAAAUCUCCAGAGUUUCAGCCCAUCAACACCUCCACUUACUAGUAAUUGCAGAAUCGUCAAGCGAAGAAAGGGAAUUCCUCACCGAUCUCCGAUGGGAUAAGAACCGAUAAGAAAGAAGCUUUUGCCACUUGCCAGUUUCUUCAUCUAUAAGAUUACACACAAAGGGUUUAGCUAAUACAGAGACUUCUUCUGUCUCUUCUCUUUCCUCGUAUACCAAAGAAAUGGUCUUUUGCUUG